CUUUGACAAUAUCAUAAAAACACUAUCACAAGUCACAACCAUGAGAGGAUCAUUCCGAUCCUAUCUCCUCUUCCUCCUCCUCCCCCUUCUCCUCGUCCUCCACGAGACCGUCAUCCACAACCGCCGCCACCAUACCAACAACAACGCGGCGGCUGAUGAUGACGAUCUCGCCCUCGCACUAUCCACCAGCUCACGGUGGAUAGUUGACGAUAGAAAAGGGGGAGAGAGGGUGAAGUUAUCAUGUGUGAAUUGGGUAAGCCACCUCGAUGCCGCGGUGGCCGAGGGAUUGAGUAAACAACCGGUGGAUGUGAUAUCGAAGAAGAUUGUGGAGAUGGGUUUCAAUUGCGUGAGAUUCACGUAUCCGUUGUUUUUGUUUACGGAUGAUAAGUUGGGUUCGAUGACAAUGAGACAGUCGAUGAUGAAGUUGGGGUUGUCGGGAUCUAUUGCUGGAGUUCAAGUCAACAAUCCGUUGCUCGUUGACCUUCCUCUUGUUAAUGUUUUCCAGGAAGUAGUUUCGAACCUUAAUGAGAACAACGUGAUGAUAAUACUAGACAAUCAUCUAAGCAAGCCCGGAUGGUGUUGUAGUGACAAUGACGGUAAUGGUUUUUUUGGUGACCUCUACUUCGACCCUAAAGUUUGGAUCGAGGGUAUCAGUCGAGUUGCAUCCAUGUUCAAAGGUUAUAACAAUGUCAUAGGUAUGAGCUUGAGAAACGAACUUCGUGGGCGUAGACAGAAUCUCAAAACUUGGUACAAGUACAUGCAAAUAGGUGCGGAGAGGGUUCAUGCAAUGAACCCUAAUGUUUUGAUUAUCAUAUCCGGUUUGAACUACGACCUAGAUUUGUCUUUUCUUCAGACGAAUCCUGUAAGUUUAUCUUUUAGCAAAAAACUAGUUUUCGAGAUCCAUUGGUAUGGCUUCUCAGAUGGAGACGAUUGGAUCACGGGUAACGCAAACGAAGUAUGUGGUCGGGUUAUCGACAAAAUAGCAAAUAAUGCAUUGUUUUUAUUGGACCAAGGUUAUCCUUUGUUUGUGAGUGAGUGGGGGGUGGAUCAAAGUGGUACAAAUGACAAUGACAAUAGAUAUCUAAAUUGCUUAUUGGGUUGGGCCGCUGAAAAUGAUCUUGAUUGGACUUUGUGGACCCUUGUUGGAAGUUAUUAUUAUAGAGAAGGUGUGAUUGGGAUGGAGGAGACUUAUGGGCUUUUGAAUUGGAAUUGGCGUGAGCUUAGGAAUUCAAGUUUUUUGGAAAAGAUUUCACCUCUUCAAUCUCCUUUUCAAGCACCAGAUUCCAACGCACUGGCACAUAAAAUCAUAUUUCAUCCGUCUACAGGGCUUUGCAUGCAAUCCCAUUCCUCGAGUUUGGGUCCAUGUUCCAACGCAUUGGAACUCGACUACACACAAGAAAAGAUUCUAAUAGUGAAGGGUACAAACUAUUGUAUAGAAGCUAGUGAGAUGCAUACUCCAGUACGAGUAGGUGUCAUGUGUGGCGAUGAUUCAUCAACUAGAUGGGAAGCCAUUUCAGCAUCUAAAAUGCACCUUUCAUCAACGGACAAGAAUGGCAAUAUUGUUUGCCUUGACAUAGAUUCCAAAAACAACAUUGUUACUAAUGAUUGUAAAUGUUUAAGUAAAGACUACUCGUGUGAUCCAUCUUCCCAGUGGUUCAAAGUCAUCAAUAGCACGAGUUUUAAUAUUGCGCCAUCCCCCAUUAGUAUCUCACAACGUCCUAUUUUGGAUGGCUCGAUUUCAUCGAGCUGAUACAUUUACCAUUUUACGCUUACUUACAAAAAACUCUUGUAUAUAACACAUCCACUUAAUUUGUGUACUCGAAUCUUACUUCGUGUGAUCAAUAUAGGAUGCAUAAUGAUAUGCAACUUUUUGUUUGUCUUUUUAAUCAA
Molecule: messenger RNA, 1890 nt
Organism: Helianthus annuus (common sunflower)
Lineage: Eukaryota; Viridiplantae; Streptophyta; Magnoliopsida; Asterales; Asteraceae
Product: glycosyl hydrolase 5 family protein
Exons: 4
Coding region: 41-1750 (569 amino acids)
Molecular function (GO): hydrolase activity, hydrolyzing O-glycosyl compounds
Source: RefSeq, a predicted model, not a curated record